Messenger RNA from Micromonas commoda, 1941 nucleotides. Its product is annotated as DNA glycosylase. The coding region runs from base 1 to 1941 and encodes 646 amino acids. The transcript has a single exon. The record is from RefSeq and is a predicted model, not a curated record. Lineage: Eukaryota; Viridiplantae; Chlorophyta; Mamiellophyceae; Mamiellales; Mamiellaceae.
AUGGACGAGCUGGGUGGAGGCUGGGAGCGCCGGAGCGAUGGGACGUGGGUCAAACAGAGCCAACGGGCGCACCUGAGGCGCCGGAUGCGCCGCGCGCUCGACGCCGCGAGGCUUCGUUUCCGCGCCGCGGGUCGAACCGGCGGCGGUGCGAUUGGUAAAAAGGCGUCUCGGAGGGUGACGACGCACGACGCGCGCCUGCGUUCGGAUUCCUCGGCGCUCCGCGACGCCUGCGUCGACGCGUGGCGAGGGUUCGGUCUCACCGAUCCCUCCCACGAGCGGCUCCUGCGUCGGCGCGCCGAGCAGACGCUGGAGAUCGCGCGGGUGAACGGCGACGGGACGACGGUGACGUACCUGACGUUCAAGCUCGCGAUGCACCGCGUCGCCGCGCGGCACGUCGCGGGGCUGCGGCUCGCGCUCGCGGACGCGCGCGCCGCGCGGGGCGACGACCGCGGCGCCUUACGCGAGUACCGACGCGCGCUCACCGAGGAACGCGCGGGGUGGGCUCGAACCGGCAGGCUCGAGUGGGCGCCCGCGUCGUCGCUGCUCAACGCCGCUCGCCUCACUCGGGUUCGAGCCAGGGACCAGGCGGACCUCGACAACGCCGAGGGGCUCCUCCGUGCGGCGAUCGGGUCGACGGAACCCGAACGCGUCGAGGACCUGGAGACACCCCGGCUCGGGGAGGAUGUCGCUUCCGCGGCCGAGACGUCGCGAAGGGCCGCCCGGCACGAUCUCUGCGUGCUCCUGUGCCAGAGCGAUCAUCGCGACGACGACGCGGUUGAAGAGUUGCGUUCGAUGGGGUAUCGGUACAGGCUCUCCGAGGAGGUGCUCCGCUACGACCUCGACUACGGCGCGAAGGUGCCGCGGAAUAAAAAGGCAAAGGCGGCGAUGGCGGCGCACGGGAAGUACGUGAGGGCGUUCGACGGCGCGAUGCCGGCUUCCGCGCUGUCGCACCUGCGAAGCGUUUUCCGCGCGGAGAGCCAGUUUUGGUCGCAGCACGGGUACCACGAGCCCGGAUGCGGUUUCUUCAGCUACGCGCACAGGCUGCCGCCGUGGAACGCGGAGGACGUCGGCAACACGCAUCCGCUGAGGAGCACCAUGGACGCCAUCGUGCGUCGCGUGUGGCGCGUCGCCGCCGCCGCUUUUCCGCGCGCGCGGGAAGCGACUGCCGCCGAGUGGUGGGCGCACUGCCGGCCGCACGGUUCCGGUCACCAGCUGCACUUCGACAGCGACGACGAGGGGAAGGGACCCGAGGGGAUUCGGCACCCGAUAUGCAGCGCCGUCGUCUUCGUCACCGGCGACGUCGGGGGUCCCACGCUGGUGACGGAUCAGACGGCUGCGUCGAAGAAGCUGGCGCAGAGGGGGUGGCUCGUGGAGCCCGUCGCCGGUCGAGUAGCGGUGUUCGACGGGAGGUACCUGCACGGGGUAGUCCCCGGCCGCGGCCCAGCGCCGAGGCUACCGAGGAACCACGUGGGUCGUGCCGCGGGUUUUUCCCCGUGCAGCAGCGACAGAGACGCGCGGAGGAUCACGCUGAUGGUGGCGUUUUGGGACGAGAUGAAGGCGCGGCCGGGGGGCGACGGGAGCGACCCGAGGGCGUCUUUUCCCAAGGGCAGCGCGCGCCCGUUCCCGGAUCCGAAGCUCUACCUCGGGGAUAGGUCCAGGCCGAAGGGGAUCGACUGGCCCGAGCUGUUCCACGCGAUGCACCUGACGUCCAUGCCGGACGUCGUCGCGGAGGCUGCGACGGGGGAUGGGGAUGAAGGCGGCGGCACAGCUGGCGGCGGGGGCGCGAAGCCGGAACAGACGCGGUGGGUGGAGCGCUGCGCGACGCCCGUGGGGCGGGUGUGGCAGGACGUGGACGAGGCUGAGAACGACGCGUGCUUCCCGUCGUUGGCGCUGGAGAAGAUCAGCUCGGUGCCGCCGUACGAUCGAUGCUUCAUGUACUGA